Emericellopsis cladophorae is the source of this 1677-nucleotide messenger RNA. Its product is annotated as sodium/hydrogen exchanger family protein. The transcript has 3 exons. Gene Ontology annotation, molecular function: sodium:proton antiporter activity. Bases 1 to 1677 code for a protein of 558 amino acids. Lineage: Eukaryota; Fungi; Ascomycota; Sordariomycetes; Hypocreales; Bionectriaceae. Gene Ontology annotation, cellular component: plasma membrane. Gene Ontology annotation, biological process: sodium ion export across plasma membrane; proton export across plasma membrane; regulation of membrane potential. The record is from RefSeq and is a predicted model, not a curated record.
AUGCCUACACUGGCGCUCACAAACUUCAACAUUCUGGUGGGCUUCCUUGGCGGCUGGAUCUCCCUGUUUGGUCUCGUCUCGUUCCUGUGCAAAGAGACCUUUUACCUCUCCGAGGCCCUCAUAUCUCUCCUAGCUGGCGUUGCCUUCUCUCCCGCCGCGGCGAAUCUGAUCAGACCGCUCGAAUAUGCAGGCACGCAGGCCAACGUCGAGGCCGUCACCCUGGCCUUCUCCCGCCUCGUCCUCGGCGUCCAGUUCGUGCUCGCUGGCGUGCAGCUGCCAAGCAAAUACCUGCGCGUCCAGUGGAGGCCUAUGACUCUGCUCGUCGGGCUCGUCAUGACCUGCAUGUGGCUCUCCACGAGCCUCCUCGUCUGGGCCAUGGUCCCCAGCUUCCCGUUCCUCUAUGCCUUGGCCGUCGGUUCCUGCGUCACGCCCACCGAUCCGGUCCUGUCCAAUGUCAUUGUCAAGGGCCGGUUCGCCGACCACAAUAUCCCCAAGGACCUUCAAGACCUCAUCAUCAGUGAGUCGGGCGCCAACGACGGCCUGGGCUAUCCUUUCCUCUUCCUGGCCUUGUACCUCAUCAAGCACGUCGGCGCACAUGGCGAGCAAGGAUCGGCGGCGGGCGCUGGCACGGCAAUAGGUCUCUGGUUUGGUGAGACCUGGGGCUAUACCAUUCUUCUGAGCAUCAUCUAUGGCGCAGCCACCGGCUUGCUGGCAAAGGUACUGCUGAAGUGGGCCGAGGAUCGCAAGUAUGUUGACCGAGAGAGCUUUCUCGUCUUUGCGAUUUCUCUCGCACUCUUCAUCGUCGGAACGUGCGGCAUGAUUGGCAGCGACGACGUCCUGGCCUGCUUCAUUGCCGGCAACGCUUUCACCUGGGAUGACUGGUUCCGCCUGGAGACCGCGGACGACUCGUUCCAGCCGACCAUUGAUAUGCUGCUCAACGUCACAAUCUUCAUGUGGUAUGGCGCAGUGAUCCCGUGGCACGAGUUUGUGCACAACAAUGUGAUUCCCAUCUAUCGCCUGAUCCCCUUGGGUGUAUUGGCUCUCAUGCUCCGACGCCUGCCGUUCGUAUUCGCCGUUCAUCGCUGGAUCCCGCAGAUUGAGCAGGCGAAGCAGGCUAUCUUUGUGGGAUUCUUUGGUCCCAUUGGAGUCUCCGCCGUGUUCUAUCUCUACGUUACCCUCGAGUUCAUCGACGGCCUUGCGGAGGGUUCCAACCCUGCACCGGAUCUGGAUCAAUUCAAGGAGACUGUCCGCGUUGUCGUGUGGUUCCUCGCCGUCGUUCACGGACUGAGCAUUCCCCUGGGAAAGCUUGGGUAUUAUGCUCCUCGCACCCUAACUCGCAAUCUCUCCGUCACGAGCGGCGACGAGGCGGACACGAAUCAGCGGGCCGUGCGAGUCCGCGGUAGAGUCUCAUUCCCACUCAGCAGGAAUCGAGCUGCGCGGAAGCAACCAACCGGCGAUGCUGAGUCACAAGCACAGACGCAAGCUGAUGAUGAAUAUAUUCGUAUGGGCCCCAGACUGCGUGGUUCCGUCAUCCCUUUACCACCGACGGCAGCAGACCAAUCCGGCGACAAGCCAGUUGAUCAGGAUCAGGGACCACUCGCACCAAUACCAGAGCUCCCCAAUCGUUCGAUCCGAUUCCUGGACCAUACGCCACCGCCGGAUAAGCAAGGGAACUGA